Molecule: messenger RNA, 2830 nt
Organism: Anastrepha obliqua
Lineage: Eukaryota; Metazoa; Arthropoda; Insecta; Diptera; Tephritidae
Gene: NO66
Product: bifunctional lysine-specific demethylase and histidyl-hydroxylase NO66
Exons: 3
Coding region: 124-2460 (778 amino acids)
Cellular component (GO): nucleolus
Molecular function (GO): histone H3K36 demethylase activity; histone H3K4 demethylase activity
Source: RefSeq, a predicted model, not a curated record
GCGUACUGUACUCGCACGUGCAACAUUUGCCAAAAACUCUGAUUGAGAAAAUAGUUCGAUGGUUUGAUUUUGUGUAUUGAAUUCAGUUAAUUUUUUCGGGUUAUUAAGAAAGUGUUAAUCGAAAUGUCUGAACCUAUAUCAGCAUUUGCAGCAUAUAAAGGAUUUGCUUCAAAACGUAGCAAUAAAACUAGAAAUACUAAUAGGAAGGCUGGUGGUAGCAAAGCCAAUGCUAACAAAAAGAGUGGUGUGAAAAACAAAACUUUGGGGAAGAAUAAACCAAAGGUUUCACCAAAAAAUCAAGUUAAUUCAAAACCCAAUAAUGCAACCAAAGAAAAUAGUGCGCAUGUCAAGUCCAAAGAUGCGGCCAAAAGUGCAGCAACUGAAGUUGAAACGACUAAAGUCAAAGUCGCUCCUAACAAAGCAGCAAGCAAACAUGAACCCGCGAAGAAACCACAACAACGAAGAGGUCAACGUGCGGUUACUAACGGUAAUACAAUAUCCAACGGCAUUAAAGAGAAAGAGAUCGAUGCCUUGGUGGAGCAGCUCCUGGGCGAUACAACUUCAAAUCCUAAAAAGCUGUCUCAAGUUCAACAGAAAAAAAAGAAGGAUUUGGAGAACUAUUUCGUACGGCAGCUGGAGAAACAUGACAAAGAAGUUAGGGAGGAAGAGCUAUCUGAGUCUGACAUGGACGAACAUGGUAGCUCUUACUCGCAUGAAUCUGACGAAUAUACUAUAAAUAGUUACAUCGAGGAGGAUGGUGAAGAGGAAGAAAGUGUUGUUAGUUAUGAAUACUCAAAUGAAUCGGAUGAGGAUAGUAAACCGAUUGGCACAUCCACUAAAAAAACCGCUGGGCUUAAGCGCGGUAUAUCUGCUAAAGCUGCUGGUGACGCUAGUGCUCCAAAAAAAGGGCGGAAAACGGAAAAAUCGGUUGAUAAGCGAAAAUCGAUGCCUAAUGCAGCAGCAGUUGCAACUGACAAGAUCGAAAAGAAAACAGAUGAACGGGGAAAAUCUAUAGACUUUGUGCCGGCGUCCACAGCGGAAGUUACGGUGAAAACUGUGGAUGCAAAUGUGGUUAAAAUGGCGACAUUUUCUCCACCGAUUAACGUUGUGAAAAUGAAUAGCAUAAAAGAGGGUGAAAAAUUAUUCAGCUGGCUUCUAAGUCCACUAACGGCAAAGGAGUUUUUCGCAAAAUAUUGGGAGUCGGGCGCCUGUCUAAUUAAGCGCAAAGGAUCUAACUAUUAUUCACAUCUUAUAUCAUUUGAGUCUAUUGAUCAGAUGUUAUUAAAAAAUCAUGUAGAGUUUACGAAGAAUAUCGAUAUAACAUCCUAUGAAAAUGGUGAACGUAAGACACUCAACCCAGUAGGACGUGCGAUGCCGCCUGUUGUUUGGGAUCAUUAUGGGCAAGGCUGUAGUGUACGCCUGCUAAAUCCGCACACAUUUUUACGAGAACUGUUUCGCUUGAACACCACCUUGCAGGAGUAUUUCCACUGUUUAGUUGGCGCCAAUGCAUAUCUCACACCGCCCAACAGCCAAGGUUUUGCUCCACACUACGACGAUAUAGAGGCUUUUGUACUGCAAAUUGAGGGUCGCAAGCGCUGGCGUCUUUACAAGCCACGUACGCAAGCCGAACAGCUGCCGCGUUUCUCAUCAAAGAAUUUUACGCAGCAGGAGAUUGGCAAGCCGAUAUUUGAUGAGGUGCUGGAACCUGGCGAUAUGUUAUACUUUCCGCGUGGUACUAUCCAUCAGGCCUGCACCGAGCCAGGCUAUCACUCAUUGCACAUCACACUUAGCGUGUAUCAAAAACACUCCUAUGCCGAUCUCUUCGAGCGUAUGAUGCCACUGGUAUUGCAACGCGUUAUCGAAGAAAAUGUUGAAAUGCGAUGCGGUUUGCCGUUGCACACUUUCCAACAUGCUGGCGUUGCGUUCAGCGAGAAUGGUACCAUGGAACGCGCCGAACUGUUGCGCAAAGUCACUAAACUGAUGCGCCAGUGUUUGAACAGCGUACCACUAGAGGAAAUGAUGGAUGCUGCUGUGGAUCAGCUCGCCAAAAAAUAUCAACACGAAGCGCUGCCGCCGCACGUGCUGCCCACUGAACACGAGCGCACCAUAUUCGGUUCGCGUAGUACCACAAAUGAGCGCGGCGAGUGCUUGUGUGACUAUGAAAUCACUGAGCGCACUAAUGUCCGCCUGUUGCGAGCCAACAUAAUGCGAUUGGUGCAGGAGGAGGGCAAAACGCGUAUAUACUAUUACUUGGACAACUCUAAGGAGUAUUGCGAAUAUGAGCCUAAUUUUAUAGAAAUUGAGUUGGAAGAGGCAGCCAGCGUUGAAGUGCUCAUACGCUCGUACCCAGAGUAUAUCGGUGUAUCGCAGCUGCCACUGGAAGAUGAAGAGCAUAAAGUGCAAAUAGUGACUGCGCUGUGGGAGCGUGGGCUGCUGAUGACCGAGAAGCCGUUUAAAUGAUAGACAAAAAUAUUUAAAUAUUUUAUACAAUAGUAGAGCGAGAAUGUCUUUUGUUUGCUUAUACAAAUUAAUUGUCCUAUAAGAAAUCAUUUUACGGUAGGCGCUUAUCAUAAUUUGUGUCUUGUUUGAAAGAAAAACUGUGCCAUUCGGACAGGUUUUGCAACUCACUACCGGAUGAAUUUCAUUGAAAUUUUCCGCCAACUAUAGUUGACAAAGUGAAUUAUAGAACCAGUCUGAUUACUGUUUUUCCACCCAUGAAUACCCAGCUGCGGUUUUUGUAAAUAAAAAUGAAUACACGCAUAAAAUUAAUUGUGUGGACUAAAGUAAAAAGUAGAAAAAAUAAAAAAAAUCUGAUUAAUAAAUUUGCAAA